GUCGGACACAGUGCCACUCAGUCUUUAUCUGGGUGCCGGAGGCAUAACUAUUCGGCCUUCUCCACCGGGCGUCAGUGAUUUCGGAUAAUUAACUUUCCAACUUGUUUUUUUUUUACCCUCCCAGAAACGUUAAAUUAAGGUGAACUGUAGGCAGGGAAAACCAACAUCACCACCACCACCAAAUACAGCCAGGAACCAGCGCCCACAAAAAUCCUCACCUCACGAGAAUGAAAAGAGGAGAGUUUCCGAGGCCAGCAAGAAAGAUGGUUAACUACUCGCACAUGCUCGUCGGUGCACUGGCUCUAACGUCAUUCGUUCUGCUCGUGAAAUACCGUAACCUAACUGCCAAGAUGUCCGAAGAUAACGUAGAACACGUCAUGUCCAAGAAAGCAUUAGAAAGUGACCUGGAAACUGAGAUCCGGAGGAAGAAGAGUUCAGAGGAACGGCUGAUUAAGACCAACAGGGAACUGAAAGAAGUCUCUUCUCAGCUCAAGGCUUCAAAAAACGAGUUGUACAAUACGGCCAGCGCAUUACAGACGAGUCUUCAACAAAUAGAGGUACUACAACGAGAAAACGCUUCUAAAACAGAAGUGGUCACUCAGCUGCAAAAAAUAAAUGGUGACCUUCAGCACCAGAUUAAAAUCUUGCAAGAGUCGCUUGCCGAGGCAGAAAAUAUGAUUGCGAAAACAAAGGCUCUUUCAGACGACAAUGCCAACACACUCAAGUCGUUCCAGGACAAACAGGCACAACUUCUGGACGAAAACCAAAACUUGGUGGAGAAACUCGAAAGUUUCAAGGAACUCCAAGGAGAAAAUGAAAACCUCAAGAAUCAGCUCAAGGUGGCACUAGAGGAAGCUAAGUCACUUAAAGCCAAAGAAACAGAACUGGAGAGUUCUAAAUCACAGAAGGGCCCUGAAAAGGUGCAACCUCCAAAUAGUCCCACUCGCAAGGAUGCACAACCACAAAGUGUCACAAACGCUGAAGCCAAGGCACAAAAGCUAGGCAAUGCUACAGUGCAGAAAUCAACAGGACCAGUCACCGCGAGACAAAAUGCAACAGGACCAGUCGCUCCAAAACAAAAUGCUAGUGAAAAGGAGACCGCUAAAGAACCGCCACAACCAGAUGCAGCACAAAAGGCAAAUGUAAGUGAGGAAUUGCAACCCUACGACAUGCUUGAAGAUGACGUCAAGGAACAGGUCAAGAAGGAAAUGCUAGCCAACGACAAAGAUGCAGCAGCUGAUGAGGGCGAAGACAACCCACAGGAGGAAAAAGAGGCAGAAGAAGCAGUUGAGGAUGCCGAGCAGAAGGGUGAAGCAAAGCAGGAAGACGGGGAGAAGGUCGAAGGAGAGGCCAAAGAGUCGGCUGUUGGGAGUGCCGUCACCGAACUGAGUGGUGAUGAUGGGGAUGAGGGAGAACCUGCUGAAGCCAAGAAGAGCUUCGCAGCUGAGCCAAAGCAGAGCGGGUCCUUCGAAAAGGGAGGUAAUGAAGUAAGCUUUGUAGCUGGGCCAGAGAGCAAGAUUUAAAAAAAGAAAAAAAAACCUAAUUCCAGUGCCAAUUCAGAUCCAAGUCUGCAUGAAAAAAUCUUUUCUAAUUGGUUUAUCAGGGCAUAGAGCAAAAUAGCAAGAAUUAUCAUAAGAUUUAAAUUUCGCUGAUUUAAUACAGUACUUGAAGUAAAUGUACAACUUCACUGUGUUUCAAGUCUCGACUUGCCACUUGAGUCAAUGUUAAGUUAUCUCGUACAUCAGUAAAAUUCAAAUCAUAUUAACGGAGAGUAAAGGGUUAAAAACAUCACCUUAAAUGUGAAUUCCAAAAACAAGAAUUGAGGUACUUUAUACCUCAACACAAUGAUAAAAUAAAACGGGAAAAUUUUCGCACUUAGAAAAAAAUAUAAAACUAAAAAUUGUGCUAUUACGAAAUGCAAAAAUAUGAACUAAGCCAGCAGCUGUCAACAUAUUUUUUUUUAAUGCUUCAAGUAAAUCUCUCCUUACAGGAUUCAUCUAUUUUUGUAUACUAUGUCACAUCAACAAUCACAGAUGCCAUUCUAGAAUGUUCAUGGAAGCAAUGACAGAACAGUACUACGUUGGCCUGAACAUAGUUCAGAUGGUGACAUUUCAAGCUGUACAAAAAAAGUGAACACAAUUAUCAGCAACCACAUUGAAAAUCUUUUCAGGGGUCACAUGUAUCAACCCAGUAGCCCCUCUAACCUAACUUUUUACAUGCAAAUCAUGUCUACACUUGACAUCUGCAGACUUGGGUCACAGAAGCAAAAAAGAAAAGAAACAAGACCCAAAACUAUAAUACCUACAAACUAGAACGAGUAUGUUUACGCAACCAUUCCAGGAAAGUUUUGUGAGUGAAUAUGCCAAUCAUCCACACUGCAUCCUGUUAAGCGUGUGAUAUUGCUGAAAUCAAAAUCCAAGAGUUAAAAGAGCACUGUAAGCAUAGAAGUCUGAUCAAAACUGUAACUAUGACAGAAAGAAUGCAACAUAUCUGGUUUUCAUCAUAUACUUUUUAGUACAGUUUAACCUGGCAAUGUAUAGAUACUUUGCUGCACUGUUCAUGAAAAUGACAUCAGGUUUGUGAGCCAUGGUAUCUAGCAAAUCCUUGAAAGACUACUGCAACACCUCAGAAAUCAUAACCAAGUUUUAUUGUAAUGUAAAUUACCAAGACAUUGUUUUCAACAAGUGAGUGCUAACCCACCAAAAGCUAGACACACAAAUCCUGUCAUCUAAAAAUAGCAAAGCUUGAAAUGUGUUACUCCUAGUUAAUCUUCAAUAGCAAUUUGUAUUGUGUAUACUCAACACUUUUCAUACAUAAAUUAGGAUUACAAAUGUAUAUAGGUAGUCCCCGGGUUACGACGGGGGUUCCAUUCUUGAGACGCGUCGUAACCGGAAAAUCGUCGUAAGCCGGAACAUCAUAAAAAAUCUUAAGAAAACCUUACUUUUAAUGCUUUGGGUGCAUUGAAAACUAUGUAAACUGCAUUCUUAUUGCAUUUUUCAUAAAAAAAACCUUCAAAUAUUGAUUACUUUGCAUUUUUAGAGUCAUAUUUCUUCUGCCAGAUCAGCAUUUGUAGGCAUCGUAACCCUGGAAAUAAUUUCUGAUGAAUAUAACUGAAAAGCGCCUUUACCUCGGAACGUCGUGAGCCGAACCCGUCGUAACCCGAGACUGCCUACUGUCAUUUUGAGUAGUAUACAAUCAUUGUAAUUCCAUACUAUGAACAAAUUGUAAAAUUAAAAAGUUUGCACAGCUAAUUACCAAAAAAAAUAAUAAUAAAAAGCCCUACAGUCGACCCCCAAUAUUCGUGGGGAAUGUCUACAACUCUCCAUGGAUAGCUAAAAUCUGCGAAUAAUUUAAACCUCUUUAAAAAAAAACUUAAGAACUGCCUAUUUUGAUAGUCCAAAAAUUAAAACAAAUAAAAAAAAAUCUAAAAAUGCUUCUACCCGAGAGUAUUUUAACAGUUUUAUUACAAAAGUGCAUCAAGUCAUGAAAAUAUGAAAAUACAGAAAUUAGUGAAUAUUUCUCAUUGGAAAAUACCACAAACGGGUGAAUUUUCUGCGAAUACUACACAAGUUCCACACAGAAAUCUGGAAAUUGGAGAAAGCCCCCAAUCCACAACUGUGAACAGGUGGGGGUCGUCUGUAUUGCGGUUUUGAUACGCUGAUUGUAAUUCUAUACCGUGAACAAAUUGUAAAAUUAAAAAUUUCCAUUGCUACAUUACCUAAAGGAAGCCAUACUUCUGUAGAUUAAGAACAUUUGCCAAAAAUAUGGGAGAAACUUAACCAUCCCAUUGCAUUUAUGGCUUCUAUUCACGAUUUCAUAUUUACCAAAGACAAUAUUUUUUGGGGGGUAAGAAAUUAUUCACAAGUUAGCUAAGGAACCAGCAUGGUUUCUUAUUAUAAACUUCAUGAAUAGUUUACAAUAAAAAGCCUUUCAUCUUUCCUAAAACUAGCAAGGAAUAUUUUUUUUAUGAUAAACUUUAUCAAGUUCUUAAUAUAAACUUUUCUCCUUUACUGGAAUAAUGGAAAAAGUAGCAAUGAACUACAUCAAAUAAAGUUUAUCUCAAAUAUCACAUGGACACACAAGUUUGUAUCUUUCGAAGUGUCCAUGCUUUAAGUUUGCAUGUACAGGACUACCUGUACUUGAUAUUUCUCAUUAUGUUUUAAAAGUAAUUAUCUAGUCAUGACAUUUUUACCUUCUGAAAGUGUUUUACUUGUUGUUUGUUUUUAAAAAAAAAUGGUUUGUUGACAA
Molecule: messenger RNA, 4248 nt
Organism: Macrobrachium nipponense
Lineage: Eukaryota; Metazoa; Arthropoda; Malacostraca; Decapoda; Palaemonidae
Product: eukaryotic translation initiation factor 5B-like
Exons: 6
Coding region: 228-1523 (431 amino acids)
Source: RefSeq, a predicted model, not a curated record